AUGUCUGUACUGGACAUCCUCGAGUCCAAGCUCGAGUUCUUGAUGGAGCAGAUCAACUCGGUCCCGGUGCACAUUCAGUUCGCUGGCGUCGCUGUGGUUGCACUGGUUGCGCAGACGCUGUUCUUCAUCUUCCUCCACAUCGUCGCGCCCAAGCCGCGAGCCGUGCUCUCCUCGGAGAAGAAAUACAUCACCAGCCAGUCCACCUCCCGCAAGCCCUCGACCCCACGUGAGCUCCCGUGCUGGUACGACCGUUGGCUGGCAGAGCGCCAAGCCUCCGAAGCCGCUGAGGACGACACCUCCCCGACACCUGACAUUGGAUCCAUUGAGCCCGCCGAGGUGCGGCUGAGCGUCGUCUUCCCUGCGUACAACGAGGAGGACCGUAUUCUCCCAACACUCGAGGAAGCUGUUGCAUGGCUCGACGAGAACAUCGGACGGACUGGCAGUGCUAAGGGUGCUGCUGGUAAGACCAACAAGCGCCAUGCUGCUCGCCACGCGCAGGAUGGGAAGGCCGCUGGAUACGAAAUUAUUGUUGUGAACGAUGGCAGUACCGAUAAGACGGUUGAUGUUGCUCUUGAAUUCUCCCGCGAAAACAAGCUUCACGACGUGCUGAGAGUCGUCUCGCUGGAACGAAAUAGAGGCAAGGGAGGCGGUGUCACCCACGGUCUGCGACAUGUCCGGGGAGAAUAUGUUCUCUUUGCUGACGCGGACGGCGCCUCGAAAUUCAGCGAUGUUGCCAAGCUGAUUGAGGGCUGUGAGGAGGUCGUGGAUGGCGCCCACCGCGGUGUUGCAAUUGGAAGCCGGGCCCAUCUCGUCGGCAGUGAAGCAGUUGUUAAGCGCUCUGCCCUGCGUAAUUUCCUGAUGCGCUCCUUUCACCUCGUUCUCAUGAUCCUAACACCACCUGCCACAUCCCGUAUUCGUGAUACGCAGUGCGGCUUCAAGCUCUUCACCCGCGCUUCCCUCCCCCACAUCGUGCCGUACAUGCACACGGAGGGUUGGAUCUUCGACAUUGAGAUGCUGAUGCUUGCCGAGUCUGCCCCCGCCAUUCCCAUUCACAGUGCAGAUGGCACGGUCAUUGGCAGCAGUGCCGGUAUCAAGGUUGCAGAAGUCCCUAUUGAGUGGCAUGAGGUCGGAGGCAGCAAGCUCAACGUCAUCCAGGACAGCAUCAAGAUGGCCAUUGGCCUGGCAGUCUUGCGUGCCAGCUGGAUGAUGGGCGUGUAUAGAAGACGGCUGACCUAG
This is a messenger RNA of Clonostachys rhizophaga, 1236 nucleotides long. Lineage: Eukaryota; Fungi; Ascomycota; Sordariomycetes; Hypocreales; Bionectriaceae. The record is from the annotation of a GenBank genome assembly.